Molecule: messenger RNA, 1165 nt
Organism: Lycium ferocissimum
Lineage: Eukaryota; Viridiplantae; Streptophyta; Magnoliopsida; Solanales; Solanaceae
Product: BURP domain protein USPL1-like
Exons: 2
Coding region: 113-961 (282 amino acids)
Source: RefSeq, a predicted model, not a curated record
CCAAAUUAUGACACAGACAGAAGAGAAAAGAACUCUUAUUGGUACAUGAAGUUCACUCUCCAUCUAUUUUAGAAACAGAUCAUCGAAGCUCGAGGCAUAGAACUGAUCAACCAUGGAGUUUAGACCCACUCUUUCCGUCUUACUUCAUGCACUUCUUCUGUUCCAGUUUCUGAGUGAAAGCAAAGCCAGAGACAUUGCCAAAGACUCUGACAAUAUGCAUGGGAUGGUAAAAGUACAAGUGAAGGACCAAUCAUCACUUUCUCUAAAGGAACCUUUAAAUCCACAACUCAAUAUUUUCUUCACUCCUAAAGAUCUUAAAAUUGGGAAAAAUAUGCCUAUUUUUUUUGCUCUCAAAGACCCUUCAACUUCUCCUCAUUUACUUCCUAGAGAAGAAGCAGAUUCAAUACCAUUUUCUUCAUCAAAUCUUCCUUAUCUUCUUGAACUUUUCUCAUUUUCUAAAGAUUCCCCACAAGCAAAAGCCAUUGAAGACACAUUCUUCCACUGUGAAAUCUCAGCAAUGAAUGGAGAAUCAAAAUUCUGUGCUACUUCUUUAGAAUCAAUGCUUGAUGGGGCUAGAGAAAUCUUGGGAUUUAAUACCAAACUCAAUGUUUACACCACAGAUUUUAUUAACAAAUCCCCUGUUUCUUUACAAAAUUACACUAUUUUGCUAAAACCAAAGGAGAUUUUGGUGCCUAAGUUGCUUGCUUGUCACACUUUGCCUUACCCUUAUGCUGUGUUCUAUUGUCAUAUGCAAAAGGGAGAAAAUAAGUUAUUCAAGAUUUCACUUUUGGGAGAAAAUGGAGAUAGAAUUGAAGCUGCAGCAAUUUGUCAUAUGGAUACAAAAGAGUGGAAUCAUGAUCAUGUUGCUUUUAAAGUGUUGAAAGUUCAGCCUGGAAGUUCCCCUGUUUGUCACUUUUUUCCAGCAGAUAAUCUUGUUUGGGUUCCAUCUUCAUCUAUGUAAAUUUCUACUACUACCUAGUACUUUAUUAUGUUGCUCCGACUUUUCAAAAAUUUCUCCAUGUCUAUGUUGGAUUCCUAGAAAAAUAAUGUCUUUAGAGGAUCCGGCACGAGUGAGGCAAAGAUAUUUGGAGAGAUCAAUCAAGCAACAUAUAUAUUUUGUGGUACUAUUGUUUUAAUUGAACGACAGUCCCCACAUACUUUUGCA